AUGGGAAACCCGAGACAGAAGAGAAAGCUUAAGUCUUCCCUGCCGAAGCAGAAGCCCAAGAGGACCGGGAUCCUCAAGAACGGCAACAAGAAAAUUAAUGUGCUGGGAAAUGCGAUCAUCGCCGAGAAUUGGGACCGGAACCUGACUCUUACACAAAACUACCGUCGUCUGGGUCUCACCCAUCGUUUGAAUGCCCCCACCGGAGGUUCUGAAAAGCGUUUCACGAAAAAUGGCGUCGAGACCGUCCCGGAGGACUCUCUUCACAUCAAGAGCAGCGCCCAAGCUGCUACGAAGAACAUUACGCUGGGAGAAACUAGGGUCGAGCGCGAUCCCGAGACCGGAAAGAUCAUCCGCGUUAUUCAACCCGAUGAGCACGAAAUGAUUGAAGUCGCUGGACGCAAGGUCCGCAAGUCAAACCCGCUGAAUGAUCCUUUGAACGACUCGACCGACGACGAGAUGGAGGAUGCUGGGUCGCACAGGAAGAGCUCCGCAAGUGCGAUUGUUCAACAGCUCGAGCGCCAAGCAGACAAGGAGAGCAGUGCUGUCAAGGCGAAGAAACCCCGACACAUGAGCGAGAGAGAAGUGGAGUGGGUUACAAGGCUGAUUGAACGCCACGGAGACAACAUCUCCGCCAUGGUCCGUGACCGGAAAUUGAACCCGAUGCAGCAGACCGAGGGUGAUAUAAAACGGAGGAUUCGCAAACUCAAGGAGAGCCAGCAAUGA
This is a messenger RNA of Aspergillus bombycis, 723 nucleotides long. Its product is annotated as nucleolar protein 16. The record is from RefSeq and is a predicted model, not a curated record. Lineage: Eukaryota; Fungi; Ascomycota; Eurotiomycetes; Eurotiales; Aspergillaceae. The coding region runs from base 1 to 723 and encodes 240 amino acids. The transcript is spliced from 2 exons. Gene Ontology annotation, biological process: ribosomal large subunit biogenesis. Gene Ontology annotation, cellular component: nucleolus.